GGUGAUUCAGAUAUGUAUCAUAGAUGGCAUAGGUUGGAAGGGACCUUAAAGAUCAUCUGGUUCCAAAGCUUCCUGCAGAAGGAUUGCCACCUGCUAAAUCAGGCCCAGAGCCCCAUCUGCUCCGGCCUUCAAUGCCUCCAGGGUUGGGGCAUCCACAGCUUCUCUGGAAAACUCAUUCCGGUGCCUCACCACCACACCUCUGAGUAAUGAAUUUCUUCCUAACGUUUAAACUAAAUUUCCUCUCCUCUAGUUUGAAGCCCUUCCCAGUAAUCCCUCUGCCUAUAAGGCCAUGUAAAAAGUCGGUUCCCCUCCUGCUUAUAAGCUCCCCUCAAGUACUGGAAGGCUACAGUGAGGUCUCCCCAGAGCCUUCCCUUCUCCAAGCUAAACAAGCCCAGAACUGUACUGUACUGUUUUUUAAUCCUGGUUGAAAACAGAUUUCAAUUCUGUGUGUUUUAGUCCAUGUUUAGAAGUUACUAUGUGCCUUUUUUGAGGUGGAGAAUGUGAGCUUAAAACAGUCCUGAUGACAUGUUUCUGGCUUCUGUCUUCUGCUUGCUUCAGUUCUGUACUUCCUCAUUUUUAUUUGUAAACCUUCUGGUUUGAGUUCUCAACAGCAGGUAACUUUUUCUCACUCUGUGAUUAGAUACUGGGAAAUAGCUUCCUAUUUAAAGCAGCCUGAAGAAGCAGUAGGGCUUCAAAGAUCAACUGAUUUUGAAGGGUGUGUCUUUGCAGUUCAGGUUGUUAGCUAAGUUUGAACUGUAGAUGUCAGUAGGAAUUCCAGCCUAAGUAAUGAAUGAUCUUCUGUACCACUUGGAUCAAGCACUCCAGAAAAUAUGAGAGAGAUCACUUGCGAAGGAGUUCCAUUUCUUGCUUAAAUUAAUACAGAUAUUUGGGUGUAACAGGUUUCCAAUGCUUCUCUUGUGCUUUCCUUAGUCUUCCAUUUUACUAUGCAUGCUUCCCUGUUUUGCCUUGUUUUUUUUGUCCAGCCUUUUUCAUGGCUGUAAUCUCUCCAACUGCAAAUGCUCUUGGCUGUACCUAGGUUUUGUUGUCUCUCUUUGGCAGCUUUUUUGUCCUGUUAUAUGUGUGUUGUUCUUCUUUAAUUUCACAUCCUGUUGAUGUGCUGGCUGAGAGCAUUAGGAAUGAGGAGUGUGUCUUGACUUGUACCUAAGUAUAUGCGCAGCAUAAGAACAGCAGCUGAAUUAAAGGCUGUUUGGAUGAUCUGUAAGAAGGAGGCAUUGCUGGGGUGGAGUGCGUUUUCAGUGAAUCUUUAGAGAGGAAUUUCAACGAGGUGCUGCAAUGCAAAGUGAGGUUUAUCAAAGAUUUAAGCAUGUUCUUGCAAUGUGGCAACAAAGUGAUUUCCCAUCCCGUGCAGAUAUUAUGCUUUUAUGAAGCUCUAGUUUCAGUGCUUCUUGAGUAUAUGAGUUAGCCAAACUGUUCAGAGGUUUCUAGGCCUUUCAUUACAGGGAGCUCCCAGAGUUUUUGCUGUCUCUAAAAACAAGUUUUUACUGAAUACAAGAUGUGGAAUGCUAGAUUUAUUAGAAUACCCAGCAGUUAAGUAGGGACUGAUCCUUGCUUUGCACAAGCUGGUACUGGAGAUUUUUAGUUAUUGAUUGAUUUAUUUUUCAGUUUUACUUUUUCACCGAUUUUCUGUCCAAUCUGAAGAGUAGUAAAUUAAGACUGUAUUCUUUCUCCUCUUAAAAGAACCCUAUAUUCAUUAACUAUGCUACUGCCAGUGAUAAUGAUGUUUUUCUCUUUGGAAUAAGCCAACCAGUUAAAACUGCUUAAAUGAGCGUGAAUAACAUCAAGCAAAUUAAAAAAGAGUAAAAUUAAGAAAAGAUAAUUUUAAAAGUGAGAACUUUGUGGUACCUUUUAGAAACUAGCAUUUAUUUGACAAAAUAAUUCUUUCAACAGCUUAGAAGGUCACAUUUACUCAAACCCAAGUGUGAAGACUUAAAUUAAAAUAGAUGCCAGUGGACUGACCAAGAGAAAUGAUGGUAUAAGAAACAAGUGGAGGGAUUUGAGAAUCGCUGUGUACAACUUCAGAUUCCAUCUGAAAAACUGAAGCUUUAGUUUCAUUGAUGUUUCCUGGACGAAGGUAUGCUUUUGAGAGGGAGGGCAGUUAGCAAUUAAGUGUAUGAUACCACACAGUAUGUGACGGGAAGAUGGAAGAAAAGGAAGGCUUAGGGACAUAGAUGUAAAAGAAAAUGUGUUCCAAAUCUGUUAAUAUUUUUUCAGUUUAUUGAUGUUUCCUAAUGCAAGUCCAUUCCUUGGAUUAUGGACCUCAUUUGCAUAAUCACUGAGUAACAGUGAUGCAAAUAUGCAGAUCUCUAGACUUCAGCAAUUAUUACCUCUGUGCUACAAUCUACUCCUGUUCUGUAGAUUUCUAGGUGUUUGUCAGCAACUAAGGUGGUAGCUUAUUCUAUUCACCUGAUGUAGAGAGAUGAAAAAACAAGGAUAUUUGUAAUUUUAAAAUGAUUUUAGAUUUUUUGUCAUCUAUUUUACAGUGAGAGUAUUCAGCGUCUCUAUCUUGAUGUAGUCUUCAGAUAGCAUUUGGGAUGAGGGAAAGGAGGAACUCUCCUGUAGUACAGGUGUGGUAGCUGGGAGCAAAGGAAAGUGAUGCAUCUGUAGAAUGGCUCUUUCUUCAGAGGUAGGAUAUUUGUAAAAGCUAGUACAAUAUAUUGAAAACCUGCUACAAAUUCCUUUUGCAUCAGUAAUGAAAAAUAUCUCUUCUAGUUAUGAAGAGUAAGUGCAGUAUUUGGAAACAGUAACUGUGUUGAAUUGUAACAAGGAAAAUAAAUUUUUGUUUGGAUUUCGGUUGGGGAGGCACUUAGUAAUUCACAGGCGUGUACGGGCAUCAGCAAAUGGAACUCUUACAAAUCCUCUUUAUUAAUAACAUGACAACAGGUAAGUUCCAGUGUUCGUCUUGUAUGUACUCACGGUGUUUGUAGACUUUGCUGUUGAUUACAGGCAAGCAUAAUAAGGUAUAUAUAUAUCAUAAUUCUGUCCAAAACAAAGAGCUGGAGAAUAGGGAAGGUGUCUAUGCACUGUACAAGGGCUGCUUUGAAAGCAGUGCCUCCUCUUUUUUUCUUUUGACCCACAAUGUCAGAGGCAGAUGUUGGUGGGACGGCAGUAGAGACUGAACCAUCCCACCAGUAUUCUGUUAGAUUUUGUUGCCAUGUAACAGGUGGCAGCAGAGGGGCACUCUGACCAAAUGACAUCUGAUGUGGAAGUGUGCAUAAAUCAAAGGUGUGGGAUUAAAUUCGUCCAUGUGGAAAAAAUUGCAGCCAUUGAUAUUCACUGAUGCUGAAUGUCAAUUGAGCACCUGUGGCGUACUUCCAGAGGUUGAAAACUUUUCUCCAUGAAGUAUGAUAAGAUUCCAUAUAUAUAAUAUAUACAUAUAUAUAAUAUAUAAAAAUAAAAUAAAUAAAAGCCUUAUAGGCAAUGCACUGAGCAGUGCAGAUCCUAGUCUCUGCUCUGAUAAAUAUUAUCUCAAAUCUACCCUUGAUUUGUAAGAACUGCGUUGUGCUUAUAAAGCUUUCCGUUAUGUUUAUUGUAGUCUUUACCUCUGGCUCUGCUUUUCAUUUGCUGUUGAUUUUUGAAGAGCUAUGACAUGGAGCUAAAAUGCUUUUGAAGGAUCCAAAGAAACUUGGGCAGCUGACUUCAUAGGAUUAUUGUAAGUUAAUUAUCAAUAAAAGCAAGACAGAACGUAUCUUGAGUCAGUAACUUAAUACAUAAGAAACCCAGCUUUUGACCUCAUCCUGUCUUUAAAGGAAUAUGAUAGUUGAGUAAGUUAGUUACAGUGCUAGUAUGACAUUCUAACAAACAUACUGGGGAAAAUUUUUGAAUAAUUGCUUUUAAAUUAGAACAAUAAUAUCAGUAGAAUUUCAUGGGGACAGUCCUGAAGAAACAGAUACCUCUUAUAUUCGAACCCCAGUUAUUUAAAUUCCUUUUGUGCCAGACAUUCUUCAGACUUUUAACAGAGCACAGCAACUUUGAAUAAUUGAUAGCUGAUGCUGAUAAGCAUCAAAAGAGCAGACAUUCUCCAAAUUUUUGUGGGUUUUUAGUAAAUAAAAGAGAAUGUACUACUUCAAAAGUAUUUGCAGUUCACUCAGAGUAGAUUUGACAUCCUGUAGUAUAGCUGAAAUCCACAUGAAGUUUGAUAGAUGUGUUGCAAAUGAUGAAAUACCACAGUCAAUUGUUGUUUCAGUUAUUAUCCACAAGGUGGGGGAAUAGAUCUUUAUGUUCUGCUGCUGUUGUCUUUUAGCUUUCUUGCCCACACUCCUCCCAUCUGGAUACUGUGCUGUUGAAAUCACCUUGUCAAUAUGUUCAAUACAGAGCAUGGAGCUAUAUGUCAGAGGCUGUCAGAAAAUUUUACCAACUGUAGAUCCAAGCCUGAAGUUAUAGAAGUAUUGGGAAAAAAAGAGUAUAGGGAACAUUCAUAUAUGAAUUCUUACUUGCAAAUACAAUGUUUGUUGUAGAAUUGAUGGUGAUUUCCACAUGUAAGAAUUUCUUUAGAGACUAGUGCUUUAGAGUAAAACCUUUGUGUAGUUUUUAUUCAAGGGUUCGUUCUCCUAAUGCUACUGUUGAAUUGCAGAAAUUCAUCUGAAGGUGGCUGUAUAACAGACUGUCAUAUAAGGUAUGUACUGCUUUUCUUCUGUGUAUCUAAUAAAUUCAGAGAGAUCAAAGGCAGCCCAGGAAGCCAUCUCAAAACUGUUUAACAGGAUUUGAUUUUUCUUUGCACGGUUCAUCUAAAGCUAAAUCUAGUUUUUCUAAAUGGAAGAGCUUGUUCUGUGAUAGAUAUCAUACCUAUUUCAAAUAGUGCUUAAAAACUACCUAAGACUAAUAGUUGCAAACAGGGAAAAUGAAGAAGUAAGUAGUACUAUUCUGUAUUUGGGUCAUGAUCAUCUCCUCUUAUUAUAGAUGUCCAAUAUGAGCUACUGCUCAAGAGAACUAGUCUUCACUCAGCUUCUGUAGUUCAGCUAUAGGAGCCAUUCUUAUACUUGAGAGCAUCCAGGAGAGUGCAGAAUAGUGUUAGUGUUCGUCUACCGCAUGCAAGAAGUGAAGAUCCAUUAGCCUAUUUGCUCUUCGUCUGUCCCUAUUGUUAGUUGCAAGUGUCCUUUUCUUUGUCUGCCUUUAGGAUCCUUUUCUUUUUCUACUUUCUAGAGUUUCCCCUGCUACUUCUACAGAACAAGACACCCAGAACAGGAAAUAGGUAUGCAUACAGCAGGUACCUGUAUGAACCUCUGAAUUGUUCAUCAACAAGACUGACAGACUGACAGUUCUGACCAGCUUGGCAAGUGCUGUGCAUAAGCUUGUGACUUGUGCUGCUGCUGGAACAUGGGAGGGCCACUUAUCUGAACAUUUUCUAGGAUAAGUUCUACCUGAAGUUGAUUAUACCAAGUGCAAGAGAUUUCCUCUGUAGCAUGUCUAGUUAAAGAUGGAAAUUCUAACUGUGAACCAGCAUAUCCCACUUCUGUGAGCAGGUUUAUCCUGGAAUGCUGAAGACUUGUGUAUGAUACAUGUAGCUGAAACUUCGGGACCUCCAAGUCAACUAAUGCAAGACUCUACUUUUACGAUAAAAGACUGAAUAUCAACAAUGCAAGGGGUAAUCUGAUUUGUGGAUGCGAUCCUGGAGCAAGUAUGACAUGAGUUGCGCUGGAAACAGAAGAUAGAGGGAGUGUAGGAGCUCGCCAUCUCCAAGCGAUCUACAUUGGGAAAAACAUGGAGUCCGCUCCGGCAGCCCCCGAUCCAGCAGCCAGUGAGCCGGGCAGCAGCGGCUCCGAGGCGGCCGCCGGCGCCAGGGACACCCCGGUGAACCUGGAGCCCGCCCGGAAAGGCGAUGCGCCGGCUCCGGUCCGCAGGCAGAGCUACUCCAGCGGCGGCGGCAGAGGUAUUUCUGUAACAAAGAAGACACAUACAUCUCAAAUUGAAAUUAUUCCAUGCAAGAUCUGUGGAGACAAAUCAUCAGGAAUCCAUUAUGGUGUCAUUACAUGUGAAGGCUGCAAGGGCUUUUUCAGAAGGAGUCAGCAAAGCAAUGCUACGUACUCCUGUCCUCGUCAGAAGAACUGUUUGAUUGACCGAACCAGUAGAAACCGCUGCCAGCACUGUCGAUUACAGAAAUGCCUUGCUGUGGGGAUGUCUCGAGAUGCUGUAAAGUUUGGUCGAAUGUCAAAAAAGCAGAGGGACAGCCUGUAUGCAGAGGUGCAGAAACAUCGAAUGCAGCAGCAGCAGCGAGAUCAUCAGCAGCAGCCAGGAGAGGCAGAACCACUAACACCAACGUACAAUAUCACCACCAAUGGGUUAACAGAGCUACAUGAUGACCUCAGUAAUUACAUUGAUGGGCAUACCCCUGAAGGUAGCAAAGCAGACUCUGCAGUUAGCAGCUUCUACUUAGACAUACAACCUUCUCCAGAUCAGUCGGGUCUUGAUAUUAAUGGAAUCAAACCAGAACCAAUAUGUGACUACACACCAGCAUCGGGCUUCUUCCCUUAUUGUUCUUUUACAAAUGGGGAGACCUCUCCAACUGUGUCCAUGGCAGAAUUAGAACAUCUUGCACAGAAUAUUUCCAAGUCUCACAUGGAAACUUGCCAGUACUUGAGAGAGGAGCUACAGCAGAUAACAUGGCAGACUUUUCUGCAGGAAGAAAUUGAGAACUAUCAGAACAAGCAAAGGGAGGUAAUGUGGCAAUUAUGCGCAGUCAAAAUAACAGAAGCUAUACAGUAUGUAGUGGAAUUUGCCAAACGCAUUGAUGGCUUUAUGGAACUGUGUCAAAAUGAUCAAAUUGUGCUUUUAAAAGCAGGGUCUUUAGAGGUUGUGUUCAUCAGAAUGUGCCGUGCCUUUGACUCCCAGAACAACACAGUCUACUUUGAUGGCAAGUAUGCUAGCCCAGAGGUUUUCAAGUCCUUAGGUUGUGAAGACUUCAUUAGUUUUGUGUUUGAAUUUGGAAAAAGCUUAUGUUCUAUGCACCUGACAGAAGAUGAGAUAGCUUUGUUUUCUGCGUUUGUUUUAAUGUCUGCAGAUCGUUCAUGGCUUCAGGAGAAGGUAAAAAUUGAAAAACUCCAGCAGAAGAUCCAGCUAGCACUUCAGCACGUCCUACAGAAGAACCACCGAGAAGAUGGAAUUCUAACAAAGUUAAUAUGCAAAGUGUCUACUUUAAGAGCACUGUGUGGACGACAUACAGAAAAGCUUAUCGCAUUUAAAGCAAUAUACCCAGACAUUGUACGACUUCAUUUUCCUCCACUUUACAAGGAGCUGUUCACUUCAGAAUUUGAGCCAGCAAUGCAAAUUGAUGGGUAAACGUAUCACCUAAGCACUUCUAGAAUGUCUGAAGUACAAACAUUAAAACAAAAGAAAGGAAAAGAAAAAAAAGAGAAAAAAAAGUAAAGAAAACCAAGACACUUUAUAUGGCCCUGCACAGACCUAGGGAGCCAACACACUGCACAUCUCUUGGCGGUCCGGGUCAGGCGAAGGAUGGGAAACAAUGAAACAAAGUUGAACUUGUUUUUCUCAUGCAUAUGAUUUCCAUUUUGCCUACAAAUAUGGACCCUUUUUCUGUCUCAACUUCUCAAUCCUUGACCUCUGUUUACACAGACUGAGGGUACUAGUAUCAGAAGGUUGUUUUCUCUCGUAGUUCACUGCCCCGACUUCUGACAGAACAAUCAAUUUGUUGAUCAGAACCAGAGAGUCCACCUAGUAAUCAGCGACUGGUGUGCAUUGCAGAGAUUUAAGCAUCAGUUUGCACAACUUGCUCAUUGUUUCAUGAAGGACUAUUUUUUUCACCUACCACUGUUUGCCAGUAGACAGAACGGCAUGAAAAGGGUCCAUAGCAAUAGCAACAAUAGCAUUAUAAUAUAUUACAGGGUAAAUGGGCAUGAAGACUAUAUAUAGCAAAAGAAAUAUUGUUUAUAUAUUGUUUUAAUUAAUAUAAAAUGUAGUUACUGGUAUAGCUUUUCUUGUUGAAUUGAUAAGGCACUUUCAUUUUGCACCUUUUUCUUUAAAUUAAAUGCUAGCGUGUUCAUUGUUGUGUUGCAUGUGCACCAGAAAUUCAAGUUUAACUGAAAAAGGUUUUUGGCAGGUACUGGUACAUUGGGAGGUAUUUAUGCUGCUGUUUUCCAUGUUACUUUUAAGGAGAGGCUGGUCAUAUCCUGAAAUGGUUACACAGAUUUUAAAAGAUAAUAAUAAUGGAAAACUUCUAAAUUAAAAUCAGCUUUUCAACUGUUAAUUUAGCAAGCAUUUUUCCUUUCAAAUCUUUCAAAUCUGGAUGUUUAAAGUUACAUACCUAGAUUCAGAUUUAGGCACAGCAAAAGCCUCAUUUUCAAAGCUGCUGAGUUUCCGUGGUCAAACUAAGCAAUUACAGAUCUCUGACAGAAAGAAUAAUGUAUCAUCCUUGAAAAUCAGGCUAUUAAAUAAAGUGUACAUCUACCCACCAUAACUCCAGGUUUGAAGGUAUUUACUCAAGUCUGUAUCUACAGUAAAAGUAUGUGUAUGACAUGUAUGUGGAAAACCAAUUUUUAUACAUGACAUUACAUACUUCUGUACUCUAUAUUGUAAACAAUGCAUUCAAAGUUUCAAACUUUAUCCUAUCAAAAUUCAUAGGUUUGGUUUUGUUUUAGGUGAGAUUAGACAAUGACCCAUGUUCUUCAAACAUCCAGCAGUUCAAUUUAAAGUAGCUGAACAGAAUGCUGACCAUUGCUCUCAUUAUUUAAAUACAUGCACUUUAAAGUUUAUCAGAUGAGGACAGACUAAUAUAAAGUACCAUUCCCUGUAGGGUACUGUCUCUGAGUAAAUUUAGCAAGAUUAGAAAUUAAACCUAGCUCUGAAGGGAACAGAUCCACAGUGAAAAAUAUCACAAAAUAAACUGUGAUUGUUUGAGCCAGAGGUUUGUAACUGCUUUGGAUGAGAUGAGGAAAUCCAACCAGAUGCCUUGUAGGCCUGUGCCUGCAAGUUUCUGAUGAAAUAUGUUGCAAGGAAAAGAAAACUUAUGAGGAGAAAAAAAAAGAAAGAAUGUGCUCCACUGCUUUAAUUUCCAAAAAUAAUAAAUCUCUUACACAUAGUCAUUGAUAAGUAACAUUGAAUCGAACGGAAGCACACUGAAAACUUAACUAUUUUAAAAGUAGAAUUAGGCCAGUAGGUUAUUACAAGCAAAACAGAGGUUUUAUUCUAUGAUUUGGAAAUGUUACCUUUGGGGUCAAAUUGAGCCACUGAGCCACAAGAUCUAUUAAAGUGUUUCAUCAGGGAAGCUUAUAGAUAGGGCUUUGGCUCUCAUCCGUUUAUAUGGUUUGACAGUGAGGAGAUGAGCAUGGCAUCUCUACCCUUCAAAGCAGUGUGGCCCUGGAGAAUGGCACAGGAACACCUGCACCUCUGUGAGCAGCUGGAUGGAGCCAGUGGGCUUUUGGAAGGAGUCCAGAGAGGCACCUCAUGCUGCUCCAUCCUGCCUGCUCCAAGGAGGCAGCUCCCAGCCCGGCACUCUGCGCUCUCACUCUUACACUUUUCCUAGAAUCAUUGUUUACUUUAUUGGAGUAGCUGGCAUGAUACGGUACUUUGAUUCCAAUAUGUGUUCCUAUUUUUAAAGCAACCUUUUUAACAAACAGGUGUUUUCUGAAUAUGACCAGCCUUAGGUGCUAGUCCUUUAAAGAUCAACUAAACUUAAUUUCAGUGUCAACUAAUGAGUAAUGAGGUAAGAUUCGUACUUUUUUAGAGAGUAAGGUACAGCUCCUACUUUUGACAAUAAGUAGACUACCAGGCAAAAUACUUCAGGGUUAAUUUUCAGUCACAUCCUUUACUUAUCUAUUCCUGAUUAAUAUUAGUGCUUUAGCAGCCCUGUAGAUACCAGAGGUUUUGUUGGGUAUCUAAUUCAGAGUAUUUACACCCAUAAGUCAUUGACAACACAGAAUUUUGGAGUAUUUAAUAAUAAAAUACAUAAUUUUAGAGAGGUUCCACAUGGGGCCUUAGUUGAAAGCCUGCUGUAUCCAGAAUUGGCUUGUGACAUGAUCUUCCAUUCCAGGCUGUGCAGCACCUACGUGCUGUCAUUUUUGUCAAGGGGAGCUCCUGUGUACUACUAGCACCUUUCAAAAUCAGGCUGUGUGUACAUACCCCAGUAGGUCUGCCUUCCUGAACACAGCUAGCAGCCACUUGGCAACAGAGUAUUACUCAUUUUGUUUUGCUUGGCAUACAGAGGGGAAAAAGGGGAUACAGCAUGGCAGACAUACUGAAAAGACUGCAGUUGCCUAUGAGGCAAAGGGGAUGUAGAAUAGCCUCAGAGUGGCUGGUCAGAAUGGCUGCCAUGGAAGAACCUGGUGCAGCAGUGGAAAUGCACUCUGCAGAACCUCUGUGACUAUGGCCUGGUGUCAGACAAUCAAGAGAAUAUUCAGUUAGAAAAAAUGUAUUGGGAGUAAGUGGAUAUUCAAACAAGUAUUUUCAUGAUCUGUCCAGCUGACUACAAACAAAAAUGUGAGGAUAGCUGAAGAUAAAGUAGUGUAUUGCUUUAGAAUGAUUGUACGCUAAAGUCUGCAAAGAGAUUUUCAUUGGGUUUUCAUCUAUCCACAGAGAUGUUCCUGGGCUUUCUAGAAAAGAGGUAGUACAGUAUACUGUCAUUUGAACUACCCUAUUCUUCAACAUCUCUAACAUUGACUCUUUAAAAUGAUGGGAUUAGGAGAAAAGGGAGGCUGUUCUUAAGUUUGGUUGCUCUUUAUUAAAGCUUAUCUAUCUUAGUAUGGAUACCAAGAUAUCUGUGUGUGUAUGUGCACCUGUGUGUGUGAGAGAGAGUACCAUUGUGUGUGCACAUGAAUAUAUGCGUGGGUGUGUGUGAGUGGCUGCUUCUAGGCUGGUAAGUGUCAAUGGAAAAAAAAGAAAAUGUAUUCAAAAUACUUACGUAAAAAAUAGAAGGUGGAAAAAAGAUUUAUUCUAUACAAAGCCUUGUCUGGACCACUUUAGAGAGACUUCUAUUUUUUUAACCCUUCUAUAAAUAUUUGAUGGCACUUGAAAUAUUCCUGCAAUAAAAUGUGAUUUGUGUAAACAUUAAAAAAAAAAAGAUUUUGUAAUGUGAAACAAUGAAAGAAAGUAAUGUAAUUUUUCUAAAAAAAAAAAAAAAACAAAUGAACGAACUUUGUAUUAUUUUCUUGAUGGAAUUUGUCUAUUUGUCUUUGGAAAACUUUUUAUUUCAUUGAAUGUGCCAUAGUAGAGGUGUGUGUUUCUUUUUCUUUUUUCUUUUUUUUCAUUUUUUACAUUGUAGAUUUAAGGAAUAGCUGUGUUCCGACAUUCCAAAAUGCAAGAUGACAUAGCAGUCAUGAUUAAAAGGUUUGAUUAGUAAGCUUCAAUCAUUGUUGCUUUUUUUGCACAUGUUCUUCAUUCCUCUACAGUGCAAUAUGUACAUAGAGCACUUGCGGGUGUAACCUUGAUCCCUCAGGGAAAAAUACAUAUUUGUACAGGAUUUUUUUUUUGCUUUUUUUUUUUUUUUUUUUUUUUUUUUGGGUUUUUUUGGCUUUUUUUUUUGCUAAGGAAUGUCGAUUGAAUCACUUGUCUGUUGUUGAGGGGCAGCCAGAUAAUAAUCCUAAACCACUGUCACAAAACUUUGAUUGUUUAAUAAUUUUGUGCCCUUUUAUUAUUUAAAAAGAAAAAUAAAAGUUAUUUUCUGACAGUUCUUUGUGCUGAUUGGUGAAAAAAAGGGUAAAUAUAUAAGCACCUUAUGAUUGACUUAACUGUGAAUGACAAUCCAUCUCGUUAUCAACAACAGAAGCCCUAUCAUUUUGGAGCUGGGGUUAAGAGUCAGAAACUAAUGUGCUCAGGGAUCUUCUAAAACUCUUCAACAGGGUGGCCAGUACUACUGGUGGGACAAAUUAUUUAAAAAAAAAAAGAAAAAAAAAGAAAAAAAAUGCAAGUAUUUCUUCCUUUCCCUUUCCCCUCUCCCCAUAGGCACAAGAAAACCGGACAGAUUUCUUUUUUAGCUGAAGGCUCAAUGUGUGCCUCAUUCUGUGAUGCAGUCUUGCAGCAUAUCUGCUCAUUGGUCUUUAUUUUGUUAAAAAAAAAAUACUCCAAACGAUGCAAAGGUUUUGCAGUUGUACUUCAGAAAAGAAAUUAAUGCUGGCCCAUGAAUCGUUUACGACUGAAAUUUAAUUUAAAUAACCUCUGGAUGUUUUUAUAACCAUUGGAGUGUUUUUCCAAAUUAAUUUCAAUGUUUUGCAAUAGAAAAUUAGUUUUCAGUAUUUAAAUGAUUGUCAAACGAAACAAAGCAGUUUAAGAUAGUACAAUAUGAAUGGAAAGGCAAUGGUUAGAUUUUGGCAAUAACAUCACAAAGACUAUGAGAACAACAGUUCAGGCCUUGGCUCUCACUGUUGCUUAUGCUUAAUGGUAAAGCAAAAAAAAAAUGACUGGAAAGAAACAAAAAAGGCUGAAGUCAUUUUUGUAUCUCGUGCAUCAAUUGCAGCAAUUUAAAAUGAUCACAACAGUCGCAAAAAACAGCGACGUCUAGUAAGUCUCUAAGUGCCAAACUGUGUGAUUCUGGGAGCCUGUCACAAUUAGUCUUGUUCUGUGGCUUCACAUUCUUUUGAAAAUUCAAGUAGGGUAAAUAAGCAACUGUGUACAAAAAAGUAAGCAAGAUUACAAGACUUCGGUUAGAUCAGGAAGAGUGAAAUUCUCCGUCAAACGAGGGUUUUUUCUUGCAAAAAGUAUCAGUUCUCCAGUAUCUUAGGUUGAGUUUUUGGAUUUUUUUGCACUGGAUUUGUGGCGUCCAGUUGUUUACUUUAUGUUGCUAAUAAUUAGGGAAACCUUUCUUAAUAUUUUCCAAGCUGACACUCUAGCUUAGCUUGGAAUGGCCUUCUAAGGCAGACAUUGCUUAGCAUCUAUGACUCUUGAUUAGUUGGUGUCCUGGCAUCAUCACUACAAGAAAAUCCCUGCUACUACUGAUUCCCAGUAGAAACUAUCCUUCACAUACUCAAUGAAACAUACUGUUAAUACGUGCAAUCUACAGAUAACUUUGUAGUGGGGUGAUCCAAACAUGACAGUAUCUUCUUUUGGGCUCUAAGGAUUGACACAGACAUUCCCCAAUCUGUACCUGAUGAACAAACAGGUUGCCAGUACAAGCUGUGUAAACAGCGUAUGACUUUUUCCUGCAAAUUCUUGAAGUCCCCAUGUAGAUAAAUUUAUUAAUACAAAUGUCAGAAACAGCACUUACUAUCCAAUAUCCCAAAAUAAGAAGCAAUUUGCUCUUAGUAUUUAGCAUCUGAAAUUCUACCUACACUAGCUGAUUUAGACUGCAAAGAGGAAGCAUCUUUAUUUAUUUUCCUUAGCUGGAGAUAAGUAACUACUCAAAAUAAAUCUUCAUUAUUAAUACUAAUAUUACUCUAAAAGUUGCAUUCCAUGAAUAUAUUUGAAUUUUAUCCUGCUAUUUUCUUUUUGCUUAAAUAUUCCUGUCAGUAAAUCAUUUGGUGGAAAUGAGGGCAAAUGCAUAAGGAUACCAAAUACAAAAAAAAAAAAAGUUUAAAAAUGAGUAUUUGUUAAAAAAUGGUUGCAGUAUGUGCUUUAAUCCUAGUACUGUGUUAAUAGCUCACUAAACAAUGCUAAGUCACUGGACUUGAGGGGAAUAUCUAACAUACAGGUUAAUAUACUGUCUGUUUUUGGAACUUUAUUCAGGUACUAAAUAGAACUUAAACAUCAAAAUAAAAGCUGUAUUCUACCUAUUUCAUACAUGAUGUUGCUGUUUGUCCUUUUUCUUCUUUUUUGCCUUUAUCAUUGGUAGAAUAUAGCAAUAACUUUAUAGCAAUAAGUAGGCUAUCCAAAUAAGAAAUAAAACAUGAUAAAGGCUUCAGAUCGAUAUCUGUAAGUUUUGUUCUGCCACAUACUCACUUUUUUUGUCUUCCCUCAUAAUCUCAUUACUUCUUCAAGCUGAACUUUACAAUCGAGUUAUUCAACUUGACAUGUGACACCACACCUUUUUGUUAACUCCUGCAUGUUUUCAGUGUUUAUAUGUCCUUUGUACACUUGUUUUCCUGUAAGUCAGUGUUUCUCAAGCUUUCUGAAAGCACAGUCCCUCGGGGCUAUAUUUUUUCAUAGGGCUCUAUGUGCUGGAACUAACGUACAUUGUUUUUCUGGGUUAGGCAGAGAGAACCAGCUGGAAUUACUGGCUGUCUUUUCUAACGAAGCAACUGAGCUGCUGCUGGCACUGAGCAGUAGUAACUCUACGGCUACUGCAGCAGCCAACUGCCAGCUCUCCCUGCUCCUCCUCGCUGGGGAGCAGAGCUGCACACAGUGAGCAGGACGAGCUCCCUGGCCAGCCUACUCGUCUGCCAUGGUGAACAGAGCUGCUACAAUUGACAUGGAACCGAGCUAUGUUUGCCUGACAUACGGCGCUUUGAUAAUAAUCUGAACGCUUUAGCAACUUUCAAAUGGUUGUGACUUUCAGUUUGAGAAACACUACCCUAAAUUACCCCACAGAGUCUUAAUGUAAAUGCAUCAACUUUACAGGAAUUUGCAAUCUGUAAUGCUAUCAUAUCUAAUGCAGAGAAUUCAUAAGCAAUACAGUGAAUUUUAUUUCACAAAAAGGCAUACGUACUGUACACUUUUCUAAAUCCAAAAUGUUCCUCAUUUCUACAUUGAUUUAGAAACAAGUUACAGAACAGUGGUGAAUAUUUGAAAUAUUAGGACAUUAACUGGCUGCUUCUAUAUAUGUAACUGUACUGUCUUGCCUGCUCCUUUUCUGGAGAUGUGUUUUUGUAUUGGACGUUUGGGCCAAUGGGAGGCUUCAAGCUACAAUGUAUUUUCCCAGUUUAAAUAUAUUUAACAUAUGACAAACCCCAGACAAGGCUUUUUAAAAUGUAUAAAGAACUGCAGUGUUAGGUGGUUUAUUUGCAAACUGUUUUCAAUGUUGUCCAUUUUUAUGGCACCUUUAACAAUAUUCUUGUUUCCAAAGUACAAAAAAGGUUAAAAAAUACUCUAGCCAUAACUGAAUGUCAAGCAAUAAAAACAAAUGACUUUUUGUGCAUAGAUUUAAAAGAAAUACAAGUUUUAGACAUCUGCAUGUAAAUGCAAUCUCUUGUUUACUGCUUUCUUAAACUUGAGCAACUGAUUCCUUAUUUUACUACUAAUUUAAGGACUUGUAAUGGCCUGUAAACAUUUUAUCUUGCUCUAUUCUUUCAACUCUAACUUCGUCUCUGCUUUGGAGUCAUAAUAUUUAAUGUUGUUCUGCUCACCUCUAUACAGUUAACUUUUUGCUUUCAUUCUGUAUAGAUAAAGUUAUACUAUAAACAGCCUACACAGUGCAAAUAUUUAUCUGUUUAUCAAAUACCACAUUAUGCUGUAUAAUAUCUGUUUUACUAUAUAAUCUAUUUUAGACAUAGCUGUUUAGAACUAGAGUGUGCUAUUUUUGUGUUUUUCUGAUGUGUGGUGCUAGAUAAGUUACUUUUGUGAACAAAAGCAAACAAAAACCCCUUUUAUUCCUAGACAAUACCACCUUUGGGUCUUGUUAAUUUCACUGAGUAUAACUAUAUAUAAAUAUAUAUAUAUUUGUAUAUAUAUAUAUAUACACCUACAUACGCCCAACAAGUACCUGUAUCAGCGUACAAGAUUUGGGACAUGGUUCUCUCUUUAAAUGCAUAGUGUCAUUAUAAUAAAUUAUUCUAUAGUAUAUUUAAUAAGGAGAAAAUUACUUCACCGGUACAGAUACUUGAUAUCAAAUGUAGAAUUUUUUUUCUACAUUAUUAACAUUAAUAAAAACGUUCUGUCCAGUUUGUUAUCUUUUCGGUUACUAAAGCAGUCUGCCUGUGUUGUAUCAGAAAAAACAAAAGCAUCAAAUCUACAAGAAUAAAUUAUUUACAACAUGCUGUCUGUCUGAAAGGGAGGUAGUUAUGUGGCCUGUUUGGAGAGUACUGUCUUGUCGUGGCAUCUGAUAUUUAUCGGUGUUGUUCUAAUGGGUGCCUUCCUCCCUCUUCACUUUAAAUAGGAUCUGCACACACUCAAACUGUGGAUGUCGCUAGGCCAUGCCUACACGCUUAACUCCGGUUAUUGUAAAUAGGAAUUUCCUGUAAAUCUUUCGUGACAGAUUGAUGGCUAAAUUCAGUCCUUGGGUAUGCUUUAUAAAUCAUGCAUACAUAUCUGAGGUCAGCCAUUAGCACCUGAAGUUAACUAAGAAGUGGAAUUUGCAACAUUUUGUCAGGUCUGGGGGUUUUGUUUUUAUUUUUCAUGUAUACCUUAAUUUACAUAGUCAUGUACCCUUAAAAUUAUUCCUGUCCCCUGUUCCUUUCAUUCUAGAUACCGUUUUCGUGUUAAUUCUUAAAAACUGAUGGAUAUCAAAUAUCUAACUAAGGAGGUAAUUAACCUUUUAAAUAUUUAUUAGAAUUUUUCUGUAAUAUUACUGAAUUUAUAAGAUCUUUAGCAAAGAUUUUUGAGCAAUUUAUUAAAUACAAUUGUUUCUGUUUACUGCACUUUUUGAUAAUAGAAGGUAGUGAAUUUUAAAGCCAUGAUUCUUGGCUUCCAUGCACUGCUUUUAUACCCUCAAUUCAAGGAAUAUAUAUAUAUAAAUAAUUUUUUUUAAACAGCAAACAUACUGUUGUCCUAAAAAUAAAAUACAAACUUUACUGCACCGUGGGUAUAUUUUCAUAAGUGGAAUGUUUAAUUGCAAACACUAUCAGGAUAAUUAUAAAAACCUCUUGAAGCUACAAUCUUAUUUAAAUAUAAGCCAUGACAAUUUUAUUUUCCCUUGUUGAUUUAAGUCACCUUUUGAUAUUUUAAAAAAGAAAAGGAGUCGCACUUAAAUUUGUAUGUACUAACUUAUACGUAAUGCUAGGAACAAGUUCUUCCUAUUGUUUUAAUUUUAAUAGUUUGAUAUAUUUAUGCAAAACCAUUUGGUUGACAUAUUUUCCCUGUUGACUAAAUGUUCAACGUAACAAAACCAGAAUAAAUACUGAUUUCAAAUAUAUGUCAGUUUGAGGAUUAAGCACAUAAACUUCAAAAACCUCGUUGAGUGAUAUGCUCAGAUUUCUGUAAAUACACACAACUUUAAAUGAAAUUAUACUGUACAUGUAAAUGUAUGCUGUCUGUUAUGUGUACAGUACGUACAAAUUCCUUUUCUAGCCACCAUAAAAUGUAAGCCAUCAAGAGGAAUACUAAAGUGGUAUUGUACUAAACCUUUGCUAAUGAUCUUUACCCAGUCACUUAACUUUUCACUUUCAUGGACCUUUCCAACUCACUCUUAUGAUAGCCUGCUUAUAUUCAAGUUUGUUAUUUUACUCAGUCCCGAUAAAAAAGUAUUUUGAUUCAUUUUGUAAAUAUGACUGUAAAAAUAAGAGAUUUAAUGUUGUCUUUUAAAUACUCCAAUUUUCAUUCUAAUAUGAAUGUUGUUAUAUUGUACUUAGAAACUGUACCUUUAAUAUUACAUUACCUUUAUUAAGUGCAUUGAACACAUCGAUUUUAGAUGUGCUUUAUGUACUGUUAUCCUGUAAUAAAACUUCAGCUUCUAAUGGAAAAA
Numida meleagris (helmeted guineafowl) is the source of this 17452-nucleotide messenger RNA. It is a transcript of the gene RORA, whose product is annotated as RAR related orphan receptor A. The coding region runs from base 5719 to 7293 and encodes 524 amino acids. The record is from RefSeq and is a predicted model, not a curated record. Gene Ontology annotation, biological process: regulation of transcription by RNA polymerase II; negative regulation of inflammatory response. NCBI's taxonomy places the organism in Eukaryota, Metazoa, Chordata, Aves, Galliformes, Numididae. Gene Ontology annotation, molecular function: RNA polymerase II cis-regulatory region sequence-specific DNA binding; nuclear receptor activity; zinc ion binding. Gene Ontology annotation, cellular component: nucleus. The transcript is spliced from 16 exons.